Messenger RNA from Selaginella moellendorffii, 982 nucleotides. Its product is annotated as MORN repeat-containing protein 3. The record is from RefSeq and is a predicted model, not a curated record. Lineage: Eukaryota; Viridiplantae; Streptophyta; Lycopodiopsida; Selaginellales; Selaginellaceae. The coding region runs from base 38 to 859 and encodes 273 amino acids. The transcript has 4 exons.
GAAAUUUAGGUCUGGAUGGCGGUGCGCGGUGAGAGCGAUGAAAAUGCUGCCGAGCCCGACGAUCUCCAGCGAUCGCGGCAAGGGCAAGAAGGAGGAGAAGAAGGAGCGGCUAUGGCAGAUCAACGAUCGGCUCGCGGACAAGCACGGCUACUGCCACAAUGUCUACUGGGUCCAUGGCGAUGUGUAUCGCGGCUGCUGGGACAAGAACAAGCGCGAUGGCGCUGGAAUCCACAACUACAAGACUGGGAUAAGGUAUGAGGGUGAUUGGAAGAAUGGAAAGAGGGAUGGCUAUGGCACUUUGUAUCUCGCCGACGAGGAGGUGGACAAGUACCGUGUGGUUUACAAGGGGCAUUACAAGGAAGGCAAGAAACACGGCCCCGGAUUGCUACAUGGUGCCUUUGGAGAAACUUACGAUGGAAACUUUGCGUAUGGCUUGCGCAACGGUGUUGGCAAGCAGUUCUAUCGGUGCCAGUUAACGAACGGAUUCCACGUCUACCAUGGACAAUGGGUGAAUGACAAGAGAGAAGGCGUGGGUCUACUCAAAAUGGUGAAUGGCGAUCUGUACAAAGGCUCAUUCGUGAACGACAUGAAGGAAGGCAAAGGCAUUUACUACUAUGGCGACAAGUGCUCCAAGUACGAAGGCCUAUGGAAAAAGGACGUAGCCAUCUGCGGGACGUAUUCCAACACCAGCGAGCAGGACAAGCACAUCCCGUAUCUGGAGAUCGAAAACGCCUGCAGCUUUGCACCCGAGCUCAUCACGCAGCAUCUAGCGGGCGAGGAAGUGAGAACUCACAGCUUUAGCAGCCUGGGCCACGCCGACAGGAUGAAGCUCACACCCAGGCAGAUCUCGUCCAUUUGAGGGCGAUCGCCCAAGUUCUAUAGCAGUUCCAGGCAUCGCUGGAAGCACGAAACAUAUCUCUCGAGAGUUUCCUGUGUAUCCAUUCCAAAAGAACGAUGUCAGUAACAAAGCUUUUUUCAAACA